AUGCCGCUGCACAAGUAUCCGCCGCGGCUGUGGUCCGCAAUGCGGUUGCGGGAGGGCAUCUGUGCGCGGCUGCCAGAGCACUACCUGAAGGCGCUGCAGGACGACACACCGCCCACUGCUGUGCACUGGCGGCCGCUGGGCGUGCGCUACCGGCGGAACCCGCGCACUGGGGAACGAGAGCGCGUGCAGGACGUGCCGGUGCCUGUGUACCUGCCGCCCGCCGCACACGAAGGGCUCUGGGGCGGCGAGGGCUGGAUCCGCGGCUUUCGAUAUGCGCGAAACGACAAGCUUUCCACCAGGCUGCCUAAGAUAUGGAAGCCGCAGCUCUUCAACCGGCAGUUCUACAGCGAGAUCCUUGACACCACAAUGACCAUCACUGUCACCAUGAGGACGCUGGACCUUAUCGACCAGGCCUAUGGCUUUGACUUCUACAUCCUCAAGACCCCAAAGGCUGACAUGUGCUCCAAGCUGGGGAUGGAUUUGAAGCGAACCAUGCUGCUGCGGCUGGCACGCCGGGAUCCUGCUCUGCAUCCCGAUGAUCCAGCCAGGAGGGAGGCCAUCUACAAUAAGUACCAGGAGUUUGCCAUCCCAGAAGAGGAAGCUGAAUGGGUUGGCUUGAGUUUAGAAGAAGCAAUAGAAAAACAAAGGCUCCUAGAGAAAAAGGACCCUGUCCCACUCUUUAAGGUGUAUGCUGAAGAGCUUGUCAAUGAACUAAAAGAGCAGGCACUGCAGAAGCAGUAGAAGAAAAAAUGCUUGGAGCAAAACCUCAGCUGCAGCUCAAGUUGUGGACUUGUGUUGGGUCUGUCUGAGCCACGUUGUAUGGAAGAGUGUGCCCAGGAGGGUGUUGUACUUACUGAAGUCCAACUAAACAGCCUGAAUUCAGUGGGGAGCCAUUCCAGUGGGCUAUGGAAAGAAUUUCUGUCCUGUGGCAUCUGAAAGCCUUCCUGUGAGACUGCCUUAGUGUGGUUCUUUGCCUGUACAAGUUGUGGGCUGCUGCUGAGAGCUCAGUCACAACAUCCAAUGAAAUGCUGGGACUAGCAGUGAGCUGUUCUCUGGUGCUCAUUGUGUUAGAGCAGGGCCUGUGAGACACAGUGGUGGUGUAACCUAGGCCAGUCCCCAGCCUUCUGCUUCAGAGACAAUUGUGCCCCAAAAGCAUGACCCCAAACCCUCCAGCUCAAGAGGUGCCCUGCUGGCAGAUGGGGCUGAGCUCCCCACCUGCAGUCCCUGCCCAUAGAGCUCACUAACUCCUGGGGUUCAAGCAUUGUUUCUGCUGG
Molecule: messenger RNA, 1274 nt
Organism: Indicator indicator
Lineage: Eukaryota; Metazoa; Chordata; Aves; Piciformes; Indicatoridae
Gene: MRPL28
Product: mitochondrial ribosomal protein L28
Exons: 5
Coding region: 1-741 (246 amino acids)
Cellular component (GO): mitochondrial large ribosomal subunit
Molecular function (GO): structural constituent of ribosome
Source: RefSeq, a predicted model, not a curated record